Messenger RNA from Diaporthe citri, 1245 nucleotides. RefSeq lists its product as uncharacterized. Lineage: Eukaryota; Fungi; Ascomycota; Sordariomycetes; Diaporthales; Diaporthaceae. The transcript has 3 exons. The record is from RefSeq and is a predicted model, not a curated record. Gene Ontology annotation, molecular function: 2 iron, 2 sulfur cluster binding; iron ion binding. Bases 1 to 1245 code for a protein of 414 amino acids.
AUGCUGCAUUAUUUUGGUUUCGGAGCAAACACCAAGCCCGCCGAUGGUCCGGCAGUCAAGAAAGAGCCGGUCCGCGCGCUGCCAGCUUCAUGGUACAGCGACGAGAACUUCUACAAUCUCGAGCGACGAGCCAUCUUCUCCCGGAGAUGGUUGUUCAUGACACACCAAUCCCGCCUCAAGGGACCGGGAGACUGGCUUCGCUACAAUGUUGCUGGCUAUGACCUGAUCAUCAUCCGUGACCGUCAAGACAACAUCAACGCAUUCCACAACGUGUGCCGUCACCGCGCGUAUCCCGUCGUUGAGAAGGAAGGACAGGGAACAGCCAUGAUUUUGGCCUGCAGAUACCAUGGCUGGUCCUAUGGGUUGAAUGGCAAGCUGGCCAAAGCUACCGGAUUCAAGGACAUGGACAAGGCGGAGAAGGAGCAGAACGGUCUAUUCAAGAUUCACACCAAGAUUGAUACCAAUGGAUUCAUUUGGAUAAAUAUGGAUUCAAACCAAGAGCCGGAGGUGCCCUGGGAAGAGCAUUUCGAUGGCGUCGACAUCCAGGAGAGAUACAAGACGAUGAACUUCGAUGACUACGAGCUGGACCACACAUACGAGCUGGAGGGCGACUUCAACUGGAAGGCGCUGCAGGACAACUUCAACGAGUGCUAUCACUGUCCGACCACCCAUGCCGAUAUUCCCACAUUCCUCAACCUCGACUCCUUCGACAGCGACCUCAAGGACGGCCACAUCCAGCACCACUGCGAGUACACCCCGGAUCAGCUCGAAAGGGGGCUCAACGCCUUGAGCACCUAUUAUUUCCCUAAUACUUCAAUGACUAUCUCACCGCACUUCAUGAUGAUCCAGAAGUUCCUACCUAAUGGAGCGAAGAAGUCAUCCAUGCAUUACGAGGUUUUCCGCAACAAGCAUUCCUCCCAGGAGGACUUCGACGUCAUCAGCAAGACAUAUGCCAAGGUGAUGUCCGAGGACAAGGUGCUGUGCCACAACGCGCAAAAGAACAUCAACAGCGGGGUCUACGUCACGGGCCAGCUGCACCCGAAGCACGAGAAAGCCCCGAUCUUCAUCCAGGGGCUUAUCCGUGAGGCAGUCAGUGAGCACUUCAAACGCGAGAGGAUGGAGGGACAGGAGAUAUGGCCGGCGAGACAGCAGCUGCCAGAGAAUGCGACAGUGGCCAUGGAGGAUGUCGAGAUCUGUCAGGGGAUUGCGUGCGGAGUGCAGAAUGAAGAGCUUCUGGCUUGGUGA